This is a messenger RNA of Polypterus senegalus (gray bichir), 1603 nucleotides long. RefSeq names its product ras-related protein Rab-7b-like. NCBI's taxonomy places the organism in Eukaryota, Metazoa, Chordata, Cladistia, Polypteriformes, Polypteridae. Gene Ontology annotation, molecular function: GTPase activity; GTP binding. Gene Ontology annotation, biological process: phagosome-lysosome fusion; endosome to lysosome transport. Bases 253 to 867 code for a protein of 204 amino acids. Gene Ontology annotation, cellular component: phagocytic vesicle; late endosome; lysosome. The transcript has 6 exons. The record is from RefSeq and is a predicted model, not a curated record.
AAGUUCAGUAACCCUGUAGAAAGCCAAAAGGGAGGAGCGCCACGGAUAGCAAAGGCUGGCAGCAUGUUGGAGGCUGGAUGAGGAGGUGGCCUCUCAAUUUCUUCUUCUCCCUUUGCUGACAGGGCCAGUGGGGAUCUGACUGCCAAGGCUAAAUGAAUUCCAUCUGACUGCCAACUGUGACUACAAAUUAUCAGGCAGCCUCUGAGAUUCGCCUCUGGGAGGUGCCGUGGAUUUCCUUGUCCAGGUUUCUUCAUGAAGACCGUUGAUUUGAAGAUUGUCAUCCUUGGAGCACUGGGUGUGGGAAAGACAUCACUGCUCUACCAGUACAUACACAACAAGUUUUAUGAAGAUUACCGAACCACCUUAGGAGCCAGCGUCCUGACGAAGACCAUCACUGUCCAGAACAAGACUGUCAAGCUGCAGAUCUGGGACACAGGAGGUCAAGAGCGUUUUCGCUCCAUCGUCUCCACCUACUAUAAGGGUUCAGAUGGUUGUAUCCUGGCCUUUGAUGUGACUGACACAGAUUCCUUUGAGGCUCUUGAUUACUGGAAGAAAGAUUUCCAAGAAAAGAUCAUCCCUAAGGAUGCCAGCUACCCUUUUGUGGUCUUGGGGAAUAAGAUCGACAUUCCAGACAGACAGGUUUCUUUUCGACAGGCAUCGGACUGGUGUGAGGAGCGGAGUAUUCCUUAUCUGGAAGUGAGUGCCCGGGACAACAUUAAUGUUCAGCUAGCCUUUGAGACCCUCAUUCAGAAUGCCCUGGUUAAGUACAUGGAGCCAACAGAGAGCUACCUCACAGAAUCCAUCAAGUUGAAACCAGAAAAGGAUGACAAGAAACACAAAAAGAAGAAGAAGAAGAAGUGCUGCUGAUAUAAGUUUCUAAAGGAGCGCCCAGAGACAUUCUCUGUAAGACAUUGACUUAUAAAGGCCGUGCAUGGAAUAUGCUGCUGUGCACAGGAGACAAAGGAGUUUACUCAGAUCUUCUUGAGUGGAGACCACCAGGUCACGGCAGGGAGACCACACUUUACUGACAUUCAGGCUCAUGAGGUGCUUCAUUUUUCAGAAAGCAGCCUUUAAGUAAAUCAAAUGAAGCACUUUGAACAUGUUUCUCCACAAAGAGACUAUGAAAGCCAUUUUGCAGCACACUGUUUGGAUUGCUUUACAGGUUUGCUGGGAGCUUCAUUUCUUCACUAAAACUGUGUGAUACCCCACAUGAUAAAAAAGUAUUAAUGAAUGAAUAGCUCCUAAACAGAAUAGGUGAGGGAGGGUUGGAAAUAUAAGUCUUCAACACUCUGUGAAACGUGUCCUCCACUAAGGCCAUGUGAUAAAGAAUAACAAAUGUUACAAGUGGCAGUAUAAUAUUACGAUGUAAAUUAACAGCAUGGCACACAAUCUUCAGUAGAGAAGACAAGAAGACAUUCCUGGUACUGCCACAAGAGUGCAGCACAGCGCAUCCCUGCAUAGCAGCGUGCCCAGUGCAUCAACAAAGGAGCAUUGAACCACACCUGCAACCAACACCUGCUCCAAUCUGGCACUUUAUUAUUAAUGUUUCCUCAGAUUUGCAAAGAAAAUGUAGUGAAAAUAAAAGGGAAGACCAUCUGUGGAA